GCUUUUGAAAGGUUUUCUUGAUAAAUAAUGUGACGAGAUUUGUUAUUUGGAUUGUGCAAAUCGUGCGAAAUCAAGUUGAUAAAAAAGAUGGUUAAUAAUUUGGAGCAUUACACCCUCAAACAGAGAAUCUUCCUGAUUAAACACUUCUAUCAGGAACUAGGCAAUUUUGCGUGCUUGAAGAAAAGCUACGAAAACCAUUACGGUAACAACGAAAAUUGUCCAGACUUUUCUGAGGACGCUGCAACUGAGAUCAUCAGGCAUUUUGAGCAAACUGGAUGCAUCCGAAUAGAUCAUUUUAGGAAAAUUGAAAAUUCACCGCUACAAGAGGUCCGUAAAGACAGAAACUCAGGAAAGAUGGACUUGAACAAUCCCACUAGAUCUGAGCUCAAAUGCGAAAUGUGCAGGAAAUCUUUCCUAUAUCUCAGUAAUUUGAAGCGUCAUGUUUUGGAUUCACAUGAGUUGGAAGAUGCCUAUAAGUGUGAUGAAUGUUCCGUGAAUCUCUUGAAGAAGCACACUUUCCUCAUGCACAUGAAGAACCAUCAGGAUGUUGUUGAAUCGAAAGCCAAAGUGGAUCAUUUCCAAAAAUUUAAGCAGUGUGAGGAGUGCGGAAAAAUGUGCACGAACUCGACUUAUUACGAGCACAUUGCAACUCAUAGUGAGAAGCCACAAUAUAAGUGUGAGAUCUGUACAAGAGUUUUCACCUGGGAGUGUAACUUCAAAUUGCACAGAAUGAAGCAUAAGGGAAUAGUGGAAAAAAGAAACUGGCCCACCUGUGGGAUUUGUGGGCAAGAAAUGGCUGGCCAGCGAACGCUUAAGGUUCACAUUGAAAAAUCCCAUUCGUCAGUAACAAAGAGCAAAAAAUUUAAUGUGAUUAUAGAACACAGUCCUGAUCCAGAAGAUUUGGAAAUCAAGGUUGAAGAGAAGAUUGAUGAUAUUGAGGAAAUGGUAGAAACUGUAGAAUAUUUGGAUUAUACUGAAGAUCCAACCAUAAAUGAAUUGUGUACUGAAUCAGUAGUAGUCCUUCCAUUGGAACUUCCUACUGAAGAGAGUAAAACUUUGGAUGACCCUAGCGGUUCAAUAGUAUUUGAAGAUGCGCCUGUGGAAUUUAUCAUUGAAGACAGUGAGAGUAGUGAUGACUUCCCGGGUGGAGAUGAAUUCUUUAAUAAUGCUCUAGCGAAAGUCACAGAACACGAAGAUUCUGCUCGAACGCUCGAUUUUCUUGAAUUACCAGGACUCUGUGAUAUAUGUGGAAAAAUCAUGCACACUAGAAAAGGAUUAACCAGUCAUAUGAAAACUCAUUCAGACGAUCAGCCAUUCAAGUGUCCAGUUCCUGGAUGCAAUAGAGCCUACAGAUGGUCUGGUUCAUAUCAGUGGCACAAGAUGACGGCUCAUGGGGAUAAUAGGGGCAGGCAUUACAAAUGUGACAUUUGUGACAAAACUUACGUUUAUAAUUAUUUACUGAAGAAUCAUUUGUUGGAAAACCACUGUGACGACGUCUUCUACUGUAAACUCUGCGAUAGAGUUUUCACACAAGAGAAGGAAUAUGAUUAUCAUCAGCGCGAAUGGCACACUUCUGAAGAUAACGCUCUUCUUAAUAUCAUCGAAAGGAAAAGAAAUAAGCCGCCGCGAAAGCAAAAACCUAUUUCGAUAUGUUUGGUUUGUGGAAAAACCUUCAAGUACAAACAAAAUAUGAAAGCACACAUGAAAUCCCAUGCAAAAUCAGAUGAAGCUCUUAUGUGUCCUCAUGAAGGAUGUGGAAGAUCCUUUCCAAUUGACAAAUACUUGAAAUUGCAUUUGUUGAGGCACACUGAUCAGAGAUAUAAAUGUGCUCAUUGCGACAAGGAUUACAAGGAUCGGAGUCAAAUGAAGAGACAUAUUAAGCAAGUUCAUUUAAAAGAGGAUCCACGGUAUAAGUGUCAUAUAUGUAAUUACGGAGUGUGGCAUGCAGGAUCAUUCAGGAGGCACAUGAAAGGUCAUAAUAUCGAUGAUCCGUUUCCGAACAAACGACAAAAACUCUACAAAUAAAUUUUGGAAUUUGCAAAAUGAAUAAAAUAAAGAAAUCGAGCACUCACCCAA
Molecule: messenger RNA, 2076 nt
Organism: Phlebotomus papatasi
Lineage: Eukaryota; Metazoa; Arthropoda; Insecta; Diptera; Psychodidae
Product: zinc finger protein 62 homolog
Exons: 7
Coding region: 88-2025 (645 amino acids)
Biological process (GO): regulation of transcription by RNA polymerase II
Cellular component (GO): nucleus
Molecular function (GO): RNA polymerase II transcription regulatory region sequence-specific DNA binding; DNA-binding transcription factor activity, RNA polymerase II-specific
Source: RefSeq, a predicted model, not a curated record